ACCGGGGCAACGACGACCGGGGCGACGACAUACGGGACGACGGUGCAAGGGAAAGAGGACCGAUCUGAGAGAAGACUCAGUCUGGCCGCGCGCGCCACCGAUCACUGUCGACUGUUGUUCUCACGUCGACAGCGGACUCCCGAAUUUUGCGAAUCAAUCGCACGAUCUUGCUUUGCAGCUUCAUCCGAGACACCCCGUGCAUUUCAUCGCACUGAGAUAACUUUUUUUAUAUAAACCAACCAACUUUUUACUUCUUUAAUCGAUCCUUGGAUUCGGGAGAAAAAAUUAAACGACUUAGAAUAGUGACUUAAAACACAGCAAACUUGAAAUUGCAAGGUGCUGGUUAAAAAUAAGCGCGAUAAAAGAAUUCUGUCUCUGUAAAUCUCUCUGUCGUAUUCCAACCACCUGCUCAUCUGCCAUCUUUAAAAGUACGAAGCAAAUGAGGCGGAGAACGUGCUACAGAGAGAUGAGGCGCGAAUAAUCCCAAAGCAAGGACAUCUCUUUGAAGCUUCCGUCAACUCGCGAAUCUGACAACUUGCAAAUUACGGAUACGACGAAAGGUGAGGCUUCGCACAGUUGGGCAUGCUACUGGCAAAUGUGGAAAGGACGUGUCUGCUAUUGACGGCGAUCCACAUUUUGCUCGAUGAUAAAGUCGUCGCGGAAACCUUCCUAUUAGGGUACAUCACCGGUUCAAAACGACGUCUAGAGGACUUCGAAUAUCAGCGACCAGGCUUUCGAAUAUCUGGAGCACUCACACUUGCCGUAGAGGAGGUAAAUGCUGGUGAACUUGGUAGACGAGGUCACAAUUUGGAAUUUCUCGUUGCUGAAACUUAUGGAGAGGAAGAAACUAGCAUUUUCAGUGUAGCUGAUUUAUGGGUCAAAAACGUUAGCGCUUACAUCGGACCGCAAGAAACUUGCAUUCACGAAGGCAGAAUGGCCGCCGCAUUUAACAUUCCAAUGAUAUCCUACUUUUGCACACAUCACGAGACAUCGAAUAAAAAAGAAUUUCCUACAUUCGUCAGAACGCGACCGCCUGAUACGCAAAUCUCAAAAUCAGUUGUGUCAGUACUGAUGGCAUUCAACUGGACAAAAAUAACGUUCAUGUACAUGAACAGUACCAUGUUUGAGUUCAACAAAAUGUCGACAAUAGCGACGACAAUUCUGACGUCUUUCGAAGCGGCCGGAAUUAGUGUGACUUAUCUUCGAUCUUGGAGCGAACCUUAUUAUGUACAUACGCACAUGCAAAAUCCAUUCCACAAGCAUGUCAGAGAUACAUAUAGGGAGACUCGAAUUUAUGUCAUUCUUGGGGAAUACUUUGAGCAUAUUGGUCUCUUGAUGGCUCUGGAUGAAAUGAAUCUCUUGAAAAAAGGCGAAUAUUGGGUCGUCGGCGUCGACAUCGAGCAAUACGACGAGAAGCGGCCGGACAAGUAUCUUCGUGGAUUAUGGCAAAAGGAGAUGGAUCUAUCAAUCGUGAAUGCGUAUCGCAGUUACUUCAGCAUCGUCGCAUCUGCUCCGAUUAACUUUAUGAAUUUCACUCGUCUGGUCAAUAAAUACAGACAGAAACCACCAUUCAAUUUUACAAACCCGUUGGCAAAAGUCGGAGGAGUAGUUCAGAUUGUGCCGGAGACAGCGUACCUAUACGACGCCGUGCACCUUUACGAGAGAUCACUCCUGCAGGCACUCGACGAGAACCGGGACCCUCGGAACGGUCGGGAGAUGGUGUCCGCAUUACAUGGUGUUCAUUAUCGAAGCGCAAUGGGCUAUAUGGUCUACAUGGAUGAGAAUGGAGAUGCUGAGGGAAAUUAUACUCUGAUUGCAUUGGAUGAUCGACCUACAAAAGGUUACGGACUUUAUCCGAUAGGCUAUUUCGUUGGAAAAGAGCAAGGCACAAAUUUGCCAAAACUUCGCUUAACAAAGGAAAUGUCAUGGCUUUUUGGAGAGGGAGGACCACCAGUUGCAGAACCUCAUUGCGGAUAUCACGGUGAAAAAUGUAAUUUUUAUACUGGCGAAAUUGUGGGAGGUAUAGUCGGUGGAUUAUUGCUUAUUAUCACAGCAGUCUCUCUGAUCCUUUAUAAGAACUGGAAAUAUGAGCAAGCAUUGGACAGUUUGCUCUGGAAAGUUAACUACAAAGACAUUCAGAUCAAGGAGCAGAAGAACGAAACGAUUGGAGCUAACGAGACGCCUGCCAAAUGCAAUUCCAAGCCAACAACGCAACCUAUAGUGCGAACUAGCCAAGUAUCGCUAAGUUCGAAUCCCGAUGCAGACUUCCGAUAUUCCAUGAUUUAUACGCAAAUUGGAAUAUAUAAAGGACGUAUUUUUGCUGUUAAGAAAGUCAGGAAGAAAUCGAUUGAAAUUACACGAGAAAUGAAAAAAGAAUUGAAAAUAAUGCGCGAUUUGCGACAUGAUAAUCUCAAUGCAUUUAUCGGUGCAUGUACCGAUCCACCUCAUAUAUGCAUCAUCGUAGAAUAUUGUGCACGUGGAAGUCUUAAGGAUAUAUUGGAAAAUGAAAAUAUAAAAUUGGAUAACAUGUUUGUUGCUUCUCUUGUGGGAGACAUCAUUAGAGGCAUGAUCUAUCUUCACGAGUCGAUCAUAAAAUAUCAUGGCUCUUUGAGCACGUCUAACUGUUUGGUGGAUUCACGAUGGGUCGUAAAACUUGCGGAUUUCGGUCUCCAUGAGUUCAAGCGAGAUGCGGAAUGCGAUCCUUCCGACGUCAUAAAAAAAUAUCACGCAUUAUUAUACAAAGCCCCUGAGUUAUUACGCUCUACUCGCUAUCUCGAGAAGCCAAAUAUUCGGGAUUUUCAAAAGGGUGAUGUCUAUUCAUUUGCUAUAAUUUUAUAUGAACUGCAAGGGAGACAUGGCCCAUUUGGCGUUACGGAAUUAUCAGCGGCCGAAAUAUUGAAGAAAAUCAUUGCGAAAGAUUCGGGAACGCCACCAUUCAGACCUCCAUUGAAUCAACUGGAGAACACAUUCGAUUUUGUCCGUGAAUGUUUGUUAGAAUGUUGGGCAGAAAAUUCAGAAUUGCGUCCGGAUUUCAAGAUGAUAAGAAACAAAUUGCGACCAUUGCGAAAGGGCAUGAAAGCAAAUAUCUUCGACAAUAUGAUGGCGAUGAUGGAAAAGUAUGCGAAUAAUCUUGAAGCUUUGGUUGAUGAACGUACUGAUCAGUUGACCGAGGAGAAAAAGAAAACAGACGCGCUGUUAUACGAAAUGCUACCACGUUAUGUAGCUGAACAAUUAAAAAAAGGACAUAAAGUGGAAGCUGAAAGCUUCGAUUGCGUCACAAUAUAUUUUAGCGACAUUGUCGGUUUCACGUCCAUGUCUGCAGAAAGCACGCCAUUACAAGUUGUCAACUUUUUGAACGAUCUCUAUACAUGCUUCGAUUCCACGAUCGAAAAUUAUGAUGUUUACAAAGUGGAAACAAUUGGGGACGCUUACAUGGUGGUGAGUGGCUUACCGAUAAGAAACGAUAUUCAACAUGCUGCUGAAAUAGCAAGUAUGUCAUUAUGUCUUUUAGAAGCUAUUAAGCAGUUUACUAUUCGGCACAGGCCACUUGACAAACUGCAAUUGCGGAUAGGAAUACAUUCCGGUCCAGUAUGCGCUGGUGUGGUUGGGUUGAAAAUGCCAAGGUACUGUUUGUUCGGAGAUACAGUGAACACAGCAUCGCGUAUGGAAUCUACAGGAUUACCCCUCAAGAUUCACUGCAGCAACGAAACAAAGCAAUUAUUGGAUGAAUUAGAGGGAUUUAGUCUUAUCGAACGCGGUGUGAUUUCCAUAAAAGGCAAGGGCGAGCGUCUUACAUAUUGGUUAAUCGGAGAGGAUCCGAUUUUACGUAAUAAGCGUAGCAAGGAAAGAGCGAGUAAACGAAACGAUGAUAAUAAGAUCACCACGGCUGAUCCCUUGAUUCCUCGAAGUUCCUUGAAAAAUAAGUCUCUUGUCAGAGCCACUUUCACAAGAUGCUCCAGCGAGUCGCCGAAACGUUUACGAUUCGCUAGCUCGGAUCAGCUCGAUCAUAAGAGUUCCAGAGUGAAUAGUCAACUGGAAUCGAUAGUCGACAACAGUCCUUGCAAGAUAAAAAUCUCAUGCGCGUUACGAUCGUCUUGCAUGGAAAGCUGGAGAUCUUCCAGCAACUCGUGUCCUUGCGUGGAAAAGCUCUGCGAUCAAGAAGUUCAACCGCAACUGGUGGAACAUGAAUUACCAACAUACAAUUUAACUGACAUUAAAAACGUGCCGUUGCUCCAAACCAACCUGAUUUUCGGUAACGAGUCGUGUCUGCGAACUGGAACCAAGAACUUCCGCUUCGGCACAUCUGGGAUACUUCAAAUUACUUGUAGAUCCGCGCCCAGUAGCCCUCGACAUAGCUCGACAGUGUUAAAUGCCAAGAAAAGAGCGGCGCAGUCGAACGAGGAAAUCGAUGGAUGGGACGCAAUAACACCCCUGAUCUAUUAUCCAGAUAGUCGUUUGGAUUGAAAGGAUAUGUCCACGAUCGACAAAAAUCGAACAAAAAUCAAAUGUAGUAACCGAGAAAGAAAGAGAGAUAAAGAAUCAAUUUAGAAAGAUUAAUUCGCCUAGAAAUAGAAAUAUCUCUGUAGGAAUAAUGACAAUCGAAAAUCCUGCAAACACGACAUUUUGCUGGAUUUAUUUUUAUUUAUAUCAAUCACUUGCUAAUAAUUGUGUCAGUUAGUACAUUUUCUAACGAGAUUUCUUGUUUACAUCGCAUACAUAUGACGCAUCAAAGCAUUACAUACAAACAACACUUUUACACGUAUACGCAUCAAUACUAUAAUAUACAAUAUAUAUAUAGCAGAAACAACAAUACAUUAUCAUGUAACAAUAAUAAAUCUCUUAUGUUAGCAUAGACAAUCAUAAAAGGCUCGUGCUUCUUAAAUAAAAGUCUAGUCAAUGUUAUUUUAAGUUCUAUAUUCAUAUUUUGUUAAAUA
Camponotus floridanus (Florida carpenter ant) is the source of this 4934-nucleotide messenger RNA. RefSeq names its product guanylate cyclase 32E. The coding region runs from base 583 to 4464 and encodes 1293 amino acids. The transcript has 23 exons. The record is from RefSeq and is a predicted model, not a curated record. Gene Ontology annotation, biological process: intracellular signal transduction; cGMP biosynthetic process; receptor guanylyl cyclase signaling pathway. NCBI's taxonomy places the organism in Eukaryota, Metazoa, Arthropoda, Insecta, Hymenoptera, Formicidae. Gene Ontology annotation, molecular function: peptide receptor activity; ATP binding; guanylate cyclase activity.